Messenger RNA from Cucurbita pepo subsp. pepo (vegetable marrow), 1333 nucleotides. RefSeq names its product chloroplast envelope quinone oxidoreductase homolog. Gene Ontology annotation, molecular function: oxidoreductase activity. Lineage: Eukaryota; Viridiplantae; Streptophyta; Magnoliopsida; Cucurbitales; Cucurbitaceae. The record is from RefSeq and is a predicted model, not a curated record.
AAAAUAAAAUCUUAUCAAAUUCUAUAGUUCUAGCACUUUGUAUAGCGGCGUAAACGCAAAAUCAAGAACCUUCGAUUGUCGGUUGCGGUGGCCAUGGCUUCGAAGCUAAUGAAUGCGGUUCUGUAUGAAGCCUAUGGCGGUGGAUCAGCUGCUCUCAAGCAUGUGACAGUUCCCGUUCCUAGACCCAACUCUGAUGAGGUUUUGGUAAAAGUGGAAGCAGUUAGUUUGAAUCCAAUUGAUUGGAAAAUUCAGAAGGGACUGAUACGUCCCUUUCUUCCUCGCAAGUUCCCUCAUAUUCCUGGUACUGAUAUUGCUGGAGAAGUCAUAGAGGUUGGAGCAGGAGUCAAAAGCUUAAAAGCUGGGGACAAAGUUGUAACUUUUGGUAGCCAUGCUACUGGAGGUGGACUAGCUGAAUAUGCUGUAGGAAAGGAGUCGAAGACAGUUUAUAGGCCUCCCGAAGUAACAGCAGCUGAUGGUGCUUCUCUACCUGUCGCAGCUUUGACAGCUCACCAGGCUCUCACCCAAGCUGCUGGGAUCAAACUUGAUGGAAGUGGCCCUCAAGCAAACAUUCUCAUCACUGCUGCAUCUGGCGGUGUUGGACAUUACGCUGUUCAGCUAGCAAAGUUGGGAAACACACAUGUGACAGCUACUUGCGGUGCCCGUAAUAUCGAGUUUGUGAAAAGCUUGGGAGCAGACGAGGUUAUUGACUACAAAACACCAGAAGGGGCAGCCUUGAAGAGCCCAUCAGGUAAGAAGUAUGAUGCAGUGGUUCAUUGUGCAACAGGGAUCCCAUGGUCUGUAUUUGAACCAAACUUGAGUCCUAAUGGUAAAGUAAUAGACAUUACUCCAAACCCUUCUACCAUGAUAUCUUCUGCCUUUAAGAAACUUACCUUCUCCAAGAAGCAGCUGGUACCAUUGUUGAUGUCUUUCAAGAGUGAGAAUCUGUGCUAUCUUGUGAAUUUGAUCAAGGAACGGAAGCUGAAGACCGUGAUCGAUUCACGGUAUCCUCUCAGCAAUGCUGAGGAUGCUUGGGCAAAAAGCAUGGAUGGCCAUGCCACUGGUAAAAUCGUCGUGGAGCCGUAGGUGAACACGAUGUCCUUUAAGCUUUUCUUGGCUUGUGAAUUGUGUGGCAUGUUAUUGAAUCAUACAGCAUGAUAGUUGUGAAUUAUGUAUUUCUAAAUGUAUUAUUAACUACUAGAGAUUAUCCUUUUUUUUUUGUCCAUCAUAUUUUAAUGUUUACAAGUCCUGUACGUACUGAAUCUUUUUCAUGUAAGUUCUUAUGAACACAAAAUCUUAAAAGAAUGAAGGUAGAAGAUGUAUAAAUUUGUGGAAA